GGGCACACAUUUGUUCCUGUGGUGAUUUAUAGCUACCAAUAAUCUUCCAUACUGGUUGCCUUCUCUACUAUUCUGGCAUCUUCUGCUCUUGUUAGUAAACAGAAGAGAAUUAUUAAACACAAAGCCAAGUACUCUUAAUCUCGAGAGAGAGACUUUGUACAGUAUGUUCUGCACAAAACUGAAAGACUUGAAGAUCACAGGGGAAUGUCCUUUCUCCUUACUGACUCAAAGUCACAUUACUGAGGAACAUGACAAGGACUGCACAGAAAACAGCUCUAGAGCAGCUGUGCCCAUCUGCAAAGAAGUCCAUGAAAAAGAUGCUCAAGGAAACCUUCCUCAAAGGAAAACGAGCAGAAGUAGAGUGUACCUGCACACAUUAACUGAAAGCAUCUGCAAACUAAUAUUUCCUGAGUUUGAAAGACUAAAUCUUGCACUUCAGAGAACACUUGCAAAACACAGAAUAAAAGAAACCAGAAAAACUGGUGAUAGAGAAGAUUUUGAAAAAAUAAUCAGUGAUCAUGCUAAUGCAGGAG
Balearica regulorum gibbericeps (East African grey crowned-crane) is the source of this 533-nucleotide messenger RNA. The record is from RefSeq and is a predicted model, not a curated record. NCBI's taxonomy places the organism in Eukaryota, Metazoa, Chordata, Aves, Gruiformes, Gruidae.